Messenger RNA from Tilletiaria anomala UBC 951, 969 nucleotides. RefSeq lists its product as uncharacterized. NCBI's taxonomy places the organism in Eukaryota, Fungi, Basidiomycota, Exobasidiomycetes, Georgefischeriales, Tilletiariaceae. The record is from RefSeq and is a predicted model, not a curated record. The coding region runs from base 171 to 890 and encodes 239 amino acids. The transcript has 3 exons.
UGCGUAUGCCACCGCAGUGACAGUUUAAAGCGAAUAUUGGCGCGCCUGACAUCAUCCUUCAUUGAACCGCAUAGCGUUGCCGGAAUCUCAGUGCUCAGUUACAAGCAUCCGAGGAAGCAUUAAAAGCACAUCAAGCCGAAAUUGACGAACAAACCGAACGGAUCGAUUCAAUGAUGAGCAAGCUGAUCGAGAAGGACCAGCAGAUCCAAAGCCUCGCCGGCGACCGCGACCGCUUGAAAGAGAUCCGAGCUGGCGUCUUGGCAAGUAUCGCAUCGCUUGAUGAGGAUCUACAGAAGGCCAAGGAGCAGUCUGUGCAAUAUGGUGAGGAGCUUGCCAAGCUGAAGGCCCAAAGGGAAGGCGAGCGGAAAAUACAGGAAGGAGAGAAGCGCUGGCUAGAGUCCAUCCGAACCGAUGCCGAGUUGGCGUUGCAGCGCAAGGUCCGGGAGCUGGCUACGAUGGAGAGUAAGCUGGCGUCUCUGGAAGAGGAGAUGACCGAACACAAAUGCCCAAGCAUUGUCGGUCUGGAGGACUUGCACUCCAAGCACUCCAGGGAGGCUAAGGGUCUGAUGGUCCAGAUCCGAUAUCUCAAAACCAAGUUCAUGCGUGAAUCUGACUUGCGAGCGGACAUGAUCCACCAGAAGGCGUAUCUAACAAAGCUCGUGGGGGGAUUGGAACGCAACGAAGCGGCGACUCUCAAGUUCAUCUCCGAUAUUGGGAUCAGCAGGAAUAUUCCACCUGCCGCUAAGUAUGGCGCGUCGAGGUUCAGGCAGGUAGCCCUGGCCGUGCGUGCUGUUUCUCGAAUGAAACUUAUGAGUCAGAGAUGGCAACAGACUCUGCGUGUCAGGGAUGCGGUACGCGAGGCGCACGCUGCCGCGCGCAAUCUCAAAUGACCCCGAUCCCCGCUCUCAACAUAGUGUUUAAGCAUCUGUGUACUUUUACGCAUCCACUGUCUUAUGUUAAAAUCUUUAA